Messenger RNA from Oryzias melastigma (Indian medaka), 14575 nucleotides. RefSeq names its product dynein axonemal heavy chain 10 (gene dnah10). The record is from RefSeq and is a predicted model, not a curated record. Gene Ontology annotation, biological process: microtubule-based movement. Bases 457 to 14085 code for a protein of 4542 amino acids. Gene Ontology annotation, cellular component: dynein complex. Gene Ontology annotation, molecular function: ATP binding; dynein light intermediate chain binding; minus-end-directed microtubule motor activity. Lineage: Eukaryota; Metazoa; Chordata; Actinopteri; Beloniformes; Adrianichthyidae. The transcript has 78 exons.
ACAUUACAUUUUAUAACUUAAUAGCUUCAUGUUCAGAAACCUAAAUUAAGUGUAUUUUCUAAACAGUAACUUUGAGGUUCUUGAUGGUUUUUGUUUUGAAUGAAACUCCAAAUAGUAGCUUCAUAGGUGCAGACUCCUGUUUUACUAAGUGUAUACUUCCAAGUUUAUUUACUAACUAUAUUCUAAACUAGGUACUUAAACAAUUUCUCUUUAUAUUUAUAAACAUGUAAGCUCAUUUUAUGAGGGCCCAGAUUUUUAUUUGCCUUUUCUUUUUUCUUUUGAGGCCUAGACACAACUGGAAAGUGUGCACGCGCCCGCUCGUAACUUCUCUUCCGGUCGGACGAUGGCUCGUUUCCAUGGAUACAAGAACACAAGCCUAAAUUAGUUUCAGCGGAAAAGCAAAACAAAGUUUUGCGUUAUUUUCUACGCCGAUACGCGAAUGUUAACCGAGAUGUGAUGUCUGGAAACGACCUGAGGCUGCGGUGGAUCCGGGACCGAGUUUCUGCCGGGUUUCAUUUGUCGAAGCAGCCCGAGUGUUGGGAUGAACUCCUGCACCGGGAAGAUGGAAAAGAGAGGGAAAAGAUCCGUCGUUUUCUGGACCAUGUCUCAGACACAGACUCACAGUCCUUCCUGUUGUUUUUUAAGACCGUAAGAGAAAAAGAAAUUGAAGUAAAAAUCCCCUUUGGUAAAGGUACAGACUCUGCAGAUUCUAACCAGACAUCUUCAGAACAAAGUGAAGCAGACCAGGACCUAGACGAGGAGAACACACAUCCUCCACAUAAGACUGUGGUGGAGGUGGUCUAUCACACUGAGCUUCAUGUAUCAGUCAAUGAAUACCCAGAGAGAUUUCUACAAGCUUCAGUCUUCUAUUUCUCAAGAAAUCUGAGGGAGGCAGUUGUUCAUCCUCGGGAUAUGAAAGAAGCCGACAACAUCAUGUGCAAGCUUUUUGACUUUGACUUUUGCUGUGGAAAAUCCCUCCAGCUGCUGCAGAGCAGGAUUCUCCUUAUGUACAAACCCUUAUUCACUACACAACAGCAAACUACAACAACUGUAGCAAGUGACAACAAAAGCAAGGACAGUUCUUCUCACAAGACCAUUUACGAUGAUGUGUUCGACCACUUGUCAAAGUUUCUGCCAAAGAUCAACACAACUCUUCAACAAAUUUCAAUUGCAGAUGAGAUCCAACUCCACAUUCCUGACCUGGACCUGGAACCAGAGGAUGUGCUGAUUUCAAGUCCGGACUUGGUGGAGAAUUUGGAGCAGUGUGUGAUGAACUGGCAAACCCAGAUAACCAUUGUUCUUCAAGAGCAGCAAAGCACACAGCCAGAGGGACCAGGUCCUCUGCCUGAGUUAACCCUUUGGGAGAGGCGUGCCACUGUCCUUGGAGCUCUGACCGAGCAGUUGAAGCAGCCAGCGGUAGAAAAAAUUUUGAAGGUGUUAGGCGUGGCAAACGCUGGCAUUGCUCAGACAUUUGAAGGAACCAUCAUUGAACUAACAAACUACCAUCUGGAAUCAAACAGUAAUUCACGCUACCUCAAAACAGUGGAGAGGCAUUUCUUGAAUCUGCAAAAAGGAGGAAAUUUUAGCCUUCAGCUGGAGACCAUUCCAACUCUGAUGGAACGCUUGCAGACCAUGUGGUUGUCCUCCCGCCACUAUAACACCAAUGAACGCAUGGUUCCUCUCAUGGAGCGCAUCGCCUGGCAGCUGUGUGAGAAUGUGGCUCAGGAAAUUCAUGUUCAGACACUGUUCAGGGAAACGCAGAAAGAGGUCAAAUCCCAGGUGUUUGUAGCAAAACAAGUGUUGGAAAAGUGGAAGCUGUCCUACUUUGAGAAUCGUGCGGAGAUUGAAAAACUUGGCAGAAGUUCACGCUGGGAGUUUGACAGAGAGAAACUUUUUAAGAUGUCUGAUUACAUGGCUUCUGUCUGUCAAGACAUACACGAUGUUUUCCAGGUUUUGGAAGAACUCUACAACAUCUUUAGCCCUGAGCUAAAAGGCAUGAAAGGCAUUGAUGAAGUAAUACGCAGAGUGGAUGGUUUGGUUCUGCCUUUCCAGGAGGUCACUUUUAACCCUUUCAGGAUUUCAAACAAGAGCAACUGGAAAACCAUUAUGAAAGACUUUAAUAUUACAGUUAAGGACAUUGAAGAAGAGUCGGUCAGCAUCAUUGAUAAGUUCUUCACAAACACACACUCCUCAGCUCACGCCUUUGAUAUCCUGAUGAGAUUCAAGCAAAAUCGCUCCAGAGACGCCAUCAGCCUGCAUUUGCUGGGAAAGUUCGACAAUGUCCUGACCCAGUACUGUAAAGAGGUUGACAACAUAAGGAAAAUGUUUGAAGCAAAGAAAGACGAUCCACCGUUAAAUAUAACUAAAUACGAGCCGCCAGUGGCAGGGGCCAUCAGGUGGGCUUGGACUCUCGUCGAGCACAGCAAACAGCCAAUUGUUGCUUUCCUCAAAGUACCGGAAAUCCUUCAGAGUGAGAAGAGCGAGGCGGCCAAGAACAAGUAUGUGGAACUUGCUCUGCAAAUCAAGGAGUAUCAGGAGAAGAAGCACGAGAUCUGGCUGCACAGGACGGAGUCUGAGUUGCCAUUGUUGAUAAAGCAAACUUUGCUCACUACUAGUGAAGCUCAGAAGGGUACCUCAACAGCUAAAGGAUGUUCCAACACACAUGUGAGGUACAUCGUAAACUUUUCUCCACAACUGAAGGAAAUCAUGUCUGAGGCACGAUACCUUGUUUUACUGGGCUACCCUGUGCCGGAGCUGGCCCAAAGUGUGGCUCUGCAAGAGGAACAUUUCCUCAGGUAUGUCUCUGAUCUGAACCACCUCGUCAGUAGCUACAACUCUAUCAUGGACAGCCUGAGUCAGACACAUGCCAUCAUGCUGGCACCCCGCAUCAAAGCAGCCAAAAAAGAGAUUGACUUUGGGUUCAAAAGGAUCAACUGGGGUUCCUCAGGAAUAGCCGACUUCAUCAGCCGAGGCCUCAAGGCUGUUGCUAACUUUGAGGCUGUGCUCAACCAGAUACUCAAAAAUGAAAGAGAUAUUGAAUCCAAGCUGCAGUCCAUACAGACCGCUAACUUACUGAAAUUUCCAGUAACAGACAAAUCCAACGAGUUACCAGGUAUCAGGGAGUUCUGUGAUCACCUUGAGAGAGAGCGAGUAAAAACGGUGGCGUUACUGAGAAGAAAUUAUACCGACAUCAGUUUAACCAUCAUUAUGACUGAGCAUUUGAUCAUGGACACCAACAGUGGAAAAGCCAGCCUCAUGGAGACCUACUACACCUACUGGGAACGGAGGGUCUUCAACUCCCUUGAGAAGAUGGUGUUGAGGAACAUUCAGACCUUUAACUCGCUGCUGAUGGGAGACACAGCCCUAUUUCAAAUCAAUGCCAUUCUUUCUGCUCCAAAAAUUGAACUUCAGCCCAAAAGUAGUGAGAUCUCCAUGCUGUUACUGCAGUGCGUCAAAAACUGCAUAGAGAGCACCAAGCAAUUUCCACGGUGGAUGAGGGGGACUUGUAUCAAAUGUCCCCCUCAAAAGGUGGUCGGUGAAGAUGAGCUGGUGACCUUUACCUUCUUCACGGAUGUGUGGCAGAGUUCUCAGAUAAGUGAAAAUGUGUUCACGGUUUCCCAGAACAUCAAGAACCUUCUUUUCUCCGUGGAUCAGUACUUCACCCACUGGAAGCGCUACAAGCUUCUCCUGAAGAUGAAAGUCGCCACUGAGAUUGAGAGGUUUGCAAAAAAGAACCCGUCCUGUGCCAUGUACGACAAUAAGCUGCAGUAUUUUGAAAAUCUGAAUCAGGAAGUCAAACAGGAGGUUUUGUGUAAGACUGAACACAUCAUCCACCUCAACAUGAAGCCUCUGGUUUCCUCGCUGAGGAACAUCGCCGAGUCCCGGAUCAGUUCAUUAUGCAGCUUCCUGAACAAGCCAGCCAAAGAGGAGAUGUUCAUGUUGAGAGAUAAAUUCAUGGAACUCCAGGAAAAGUUGAACCAGAGGCCUGAUACUUUUGAGGACCUGAAAUCCAUCCUUGGCACCAUCUCAGACAUCAGGGACAUGUCUUUGGAUGUGGAGAUUAGAUUUGCUGACAUUAAAGAGCGAUACAGAAUGAUGGCCAUGUACAAAUACAAGGUUGGGAAGGAUGAAAUGGAACUGGUGGCCAAUAUCGGACAGAUCUGGAGUCAUCUGUUUGCAGAAUCCAGACGGAUGGAUCAGAGUUUGAAAGAUGUCAGGGAAACAUUUUCUAAAAUUAAAAUGGAGGAGAUUGAAGCUUUUACGCAGGAUUUGUCCAUUUUUGCUGGAAGUUUCAACACGCACGGACCUGGGACUGUUGGGAACGAUCUGGACAAAGGUCUAAACAUCAUAGGAAGAUUUGAGAAGGAACUUGCUAACAUCAUGACCGAGCAGGAGCAUUUGAUAGAAACUGCGAAACUGUUGGACCUGCCGCUUGCUGAGUAUCCAGAAAUAAUCCGUAUACAGAAAGAUUUGAGUGGAUUGAGUCAAAUAUACAACAUUUAUAAAGCUCAUAAGGAUGCAAAAACAAAGUGGUCUCAGACCUUGUGGGUAAAUUCUGACAUCAAGCUGCUACAGGAUGGAAUAGAUGGCUUCAUGGAAAGCUUGAUGCAGCUGUCUAAAGAAGUGCAGGCCUUGCCUGUGGCCUUCUUUCUAAACGCACACAUGAAGGAGUUCAGAGUUUCCCUGUCCCUUCUGCUGGACCUGAAAAACACAGCUCUCCGGGAAAGACACUGGAAUAAACUGAUGGAACGAACAGGCAGAGACUUUGACAUGAACCUUCAGAGUGUCACGCUGGAGACUCUGUUUUCUCUGGAGCUGCACAAAUAUGCAAAUGACAUUGAUGAGAUUGUCACCUCAGCUAUGAAGGAGCUGAGUAUUGAGAUGGAGUUGCAGAGUGUGAUACAGACAUGGAAAAAAGCAAAAUUCACCAUGCAGCCUCACCUGAAGGGCAACCAGGAACGCGUUUACCUGCUGGGAGCGGUGGAUGACAUCCUGCUAAACUUGGACAGUGACGUGAUGAAGCUGCAGAGCAUGGCUGGAAGUCGCUUCGUUGGACCUUUUCUUGAGGCCAUUCAGCAAUGGGAGAAAAAUCUGACCCUCUUCAGUGAAACCAUUGAAAUCUGGUUGCAGGUGCAACACAAAUGGAUGCACCUGGAGAACAUUUUCUGUGGUGCAGACGUUUGCUCUCAGCUCCCUGAGGAAGCCAAGAAACUACAGAACAUUACAAAGAAGUUUACAGAAAUAAUGAAAAGCACAGAGAACGAGCCAAACAUUAAGAAGUGCUGCGUGAUUCCAGACCGCCUAUCAUCCCUCUGGGCAUUGAGGAAUGAUUUGGAGAGGAUCCAGAAAAAUCUUGGGAGCUACCUAGACUCUAAACGAAAUGAAUGUCCUCGCUUCUUUUUGAUUUCUGAUGAUGAACUUCUCAGUGUUCUUGGAAGUGUUGACCCUGCUUGUGUUCAGGAACACAUUAUCAAGAUGUUUGAUAACAUAGAAUCCCUGAGUCUGGAUGCUGACUCCAGUGGACACACAGUGGUUGGAGCGAUGGUGUCUAAUGAGGGUGAAGUGAUGCAGUUUAAAAAGCCCGUUCCACUGGAGGCAAGAGUUGAAAACUGGAUCAAGGCAGUCCUGCAGGAGAUGGAAAGGACCAGUCGACUGAUCACCAAAGAGGCAAUCUACCAUUACUGUGCAGACAGGAGUAGGGUGGAUUGGAUGAUGUCGUACCAGUGCAUGAUGGUGCUGGCUGCUAACAGAGUGUGGUGGACAUGGGAGGUGGAAGAUGCAAUAAAGAAUGUGAACAAAGGAGAUAGAUACGCGCUGAAGAAAUAUGCUGAGCAGAUACACAGGCAGAUUGAUGACCUGGUUGCGUGUCUUGGACGGCCCACAAAGGAAAGUGACAGACUAAAGAUCAGCAACGUUCUGGUCACCGAUGUCCAUGCCAGGGACAUUGUGGACGAUUUUAUAGGCAGAAGUAUUAAAGAUGUUCAUGACUUUGAGUGGGAAAGUCAGCUCAGGUUCUACUGGGUCAAGGAGCACGACAACCUGUUUGUGCGUCAGUGCAACGCUUCAUUUUCUUAUGGCUACGAGUACAUGGGGCUGAACGGCCGACUGGUUAUCACUCCACUGACAAGCCGGAUCUACCUCACACUUACACAGGCUCUUUCCAUGCACUUGGGUGGAGCGCUGACAGGACCAGCUGGUGCAGGAAAAACAGAGACCAUCAAGGAUCUGGCCAAAGCUUUCGGUCUUUUCUGUGUGGUUACACAUUGCACUGAAGACAUGGACACCAUUACUUUGGGUAAAAUGAUAUCCGGUCUUGCUAAAUGUGGAUUCUGGGGUUGUUUUGAUGGGUUCAAUCGCGUCGAUGCCUCAGUUCUGUCAGUGGUUUCUUCCCAAAUCCAGGCUAUUCGAAACGCUCUCACUUUACACUUCAAAAUGUUUCAGUUUGAAGGUCAACAAAUUGGUUUGGAUGACCACAUGGGGAUUUUCAUCACAAUGAAUCCCAGAGAGGAGAGACGACCUGAACUGCCAGAGUCAGUCAAAGUCUUCUUCAGACCUGUGGUGGUCGUCACACCAGACGUGCAGCAGAUUUGUGAGAUUGUGCUCUUUUCACAGGGCUUCCUGAAGGCUAAGAAGUUGGCGAAAAAGAUGACAGCGCUGUAUAAGAUGGCUGGAAUUCAGCUGUCACAGCAGCCUCAUUACGACUUUGGUCUGAACUCCCUGAAGUCUGUCCUGAUAACUGCAGGGAAAAUUAAGAGAGACUCUCUGGAGCUCAGUGAGGAUGUGGUUCUGCUGCGGGCUCUCAGGGACACGAAUUUACCCAAGUUUGUCUCUGAGGACGUCCCUGUGUUUCUGGGGCUGAUGUCAGACAUUUUCCCAGGACUGGACUGCCCUCGGGUUGGCUUUCCUAGUUUCAGAGAGGCUGUGGGAGAGAUCCUGCAGGAGGGCAAUUAUACCAUCCUACCUAACCAGGUGGAUAAAGUGGUGCAGAUCUAUGAGACAAUGUUGACCCAGCAAGCUACAAUGAUUGUGGGCCAAACAUAUGGAGGGAAAUCUGUUGUGAUCAACACACUGUGUCAGGCUCAGACCAAAUUGGGUCUGAGCACCAAGUUGUAUCCUUUGAACCCCAAAGCCAUAAGCGUGGCUGAACUGUAUGGUACCUUUGAGCCUGGAACUCGAGAAUGGACUGAUGGGAUUUUUUCCAAACUCUUUCGAGAGAUCAACAAGUCUACUGACAAAAAAGAGAGAAAAAGCAUUUUGACCCACAGAUAUAUCCUUUUUGAUGGAGAUGUGGAUUCUGAAUGGUUGGAAAACAUGAAUUCGGUGUUGGAUGACAACAAGCUCCUCACACUAACCAAUGGAGACCGCAUCCGUUUAGAGAGUCACUGUGCGUUGCUGUUUGAGGUUGGAGAUCUGCAGUAUGCUUCUCCUGCUACCGUCUCCCGAUGUGGAGUAGUAUUUAUUGAUCCUAAAGAUUUGAGCUACACCUCGUACUGGCAAAGAUGGAUAAAAAACAGACAAGAGAAGGAACAGGAGCUACUCAACAGACUGUUUGAGAAAUAUGUGCCCAGCUGCAUUGAUGUGACCAUAAACAGUGAGACAAUAGUUCCUCAGACCGAUGUGAACAUGGUCUCCCAGUUGUGCCUGAUGCUGGAUGCACUGCUUGAAAGUACGAAUAGCAGCGCUGACGUCCUGGAGUGUUACUUCCUGGAAGCUCUGUACUGCUCUCUUGGAGCCACAUUGGUGGAGAGUGCUCGGCUCAAGUUUGAUCAACUUGUCAAGAGUAUUUCCGGUUUGGCCACAGUGAACGAUGAGAAAACCAAUGCUGGACCUGGAGAGAUCCCAGAAAAUCUCCCAACUCUGUACGACUUCCAUUUCGACGGAACUCAGGAGAAGUGGGUUCCCUGGAGUUCUUUGGUUCCGGACUACGUUCACAACCCUGCAUUGAAGUUUGCUGACAUUUUAGUUCCAACCGUUGACACGACAAGAACCCACUGGAUCCUGGAACAGAUGGUUAAAAUCAAGAGACCGGUGCUUCUAGUUGGAGAAACUGGCACCUCCAAGACAGCCACCAUUCAAAACUUCCUGAAGAACACAAGUGUAGGUUCAAGUAUUUCGCUGACCAUAAACUUUUCAUCCAAAACAACUUCAUUGGAUCUGCAGAGAAAUCUUGAAGCUAAUAUAGAAAAAAGGACCAAAGGUACUUAUGGUCCUCCCAUAGGAAAGAGACUGCUGGUCUUUAUUGAUGACCUGAACAUGCCAAAGGUGGAUGAUUUUGGUACACAACAACCUGUUGCACUCCUGAAACUGCUGUUAGACCAAGAGGGCAUGUACGACAGAAAGAAAAAACUUGGCUUCAAAAUCAUCAAAGACCUUGGCUAUAUUGCAGCCAUGGGAAAGACAGGAGGUGGAAGGAAUAAAGUAGAUCCGCGCCUCCUCUCACUCUUCAGUGUUUUUAACAUCCCUCCCCCAGCAGCUGAGUCUGUCCAUUUAAUCUAUGCCUCCAUUAUCAAAGGCCACACCGCAUCCUUUAAGGAAGCCAUUCAAGAGGUGUGUGAGACAAUCACAGAGUGCACUCUGAGACUCUUCAGCGCCAUCAUCACCGAUCUGCCGCCCACUCCCUCUAAGUUCCAUUACACGUUCAGUCAGAGGGACCUGUCAAGAAUCUACUGUGGGCUGACCCUCACCAAACCAGACAGCUGUUUGACAGUUGAACAGUUUGUUCGCGUGUGGAGAAAUGAAUGCCUGAGAAAUUUCCACGACAGGCUUACCGAUGACACAGACAAAGCUUUGGUGCAUGGUCACAUAAAGAGGCUGGUUGAGGAGUUUUUUGAGUCGGAUUCUGAGGCAGUAUUGGCAGACCCCAUUCUUUUUGGGGACUACAGAGCAGCCCGAGAAGAUCAUGAGCCAAGAGUCUAUGAGGACAUCGGGGACUAUGAUGUUUCUAGAGCCAUAUUUCAAGACAUCCUGGAGCAAUACAACGAGAGCAAGUCCAGCUUGAAGCUAGUGCUGUUUGAAGAUGCUGUGGAGCAUCUGACCAGGGUUCACAGAAUCCUCCGCAGCGAUGGUGGACACGCUCUGCUCGUUGGGGCCGAGGGAUCCUGGAAACAGUCACUCACUGAGCUGGCAGCAUUCACUGCUGACUGUGAGGUUUUUGAGAUAACACUAAGAAGAGGAUACAAUGACCAAAACUUCAGAAAUGAUCUCAAAACACUGUACCUGAAACUUGGUAUUGAAGAUAGGAGGACAGUGUUUCUCUUGACUGACGCUCACAUUGUUGAAGAAGGAUUUCUGGAGCAGAUUAACAACAUGCUAAUCUCAGGCAUAGUUCCAACAUUAUUUUCCGAUGAUGAGAAAGAGUCCAUUCUCAAACAGAUUAACAGCGAGGCUCUGGAAAUGGGGGCCGGCUCUUCAAAAGAGAGCCUGUGGCAGUAUUUCCUCAGCAAGAGUGCAAACAAUCUGCACAUAGUUUUAUGUCUGUCUGCAGCAGGAGAUGCCUUAAAGACACACUGUAGGAACUUCCCAGGGUUGAUGAACAACACUGUCAUAGACUGGUACCUGCCCUGGUCGGCACAAGCACUUCAUGCAGUGGCUCAGUGUGUUCUUGGUGAAAAUCCAGUCAUCCCAAAGGCCCAUUUUGAAGCAAUUAUAGAUCACAUGUGCUUGGUCCAUACCUCUGUGGGAGACUUCAGUGAGCUGUUCUUGCUCAAACACAAACGAUGCAACUAUGCAACUUCAAAGAGCUUCUUGGAUUUCAUCAGUACCUAUUCCACGCUCUUGGAAGAAAAGAACGAGCACAUCCUCAUGCAGUGCAAACACCUAGAGGCCAGUCUGGACAGACUGAGGGAGGCCAGAGAGCAGAUAGCUGAACUGAAUGUCAAGCUGGAAGAUCAGAAGCUGGUUCUCGACAAAAAAACAGCAGCCUGCACAGCUUUAUUGGAAGAAAUUGACAAAAACCAAAACAUAGUUAAAGAGAAAAUGAUUCAGGUGGAAAAUAAAGCCAAAGAGCUGGAGGAGCAGAACAAAGUGCUAGCUGCAGAGAGAAGAGAAGCGGAACAGUCUCUGGCUGAAGCUCUGCCAGCAUUAAAGGCAGCACACAAAGCCCUGGAAGAGCUGGAUGCAACCGACAUCGUUGAGAUUCGGUCUUUUGCUAAACCACCCAAACAGGUGCAGGUGGUUUGUGAGUGCAUCCUUGUUCUGCGUAGUAAAAGAGAAAUUAACUGGAUAUCAGCCAAGAAGAUGAUGUCAGAGGCUGGCUUCCUGCACUCUCUCAUGAAAAUGGAUUGUGAUUCUAUAAGUAAUUCUCAGAUCUCAACUAUCAAAGAUUUCCUGAAAAGUCUUCAGACAAGUGUUGAGGAGAUGCAGGCCAUCAGUAAGGCGGGCUCAGGAAUCCUUAAGUUUGUAGAGUCAUUCAUAAGCUACUGGGAUGUUGCAAAAGAAGUUAAACCAAAAAGAGAUCAGGUGGAACGUCUAGAAAAGGAGUUCCUUCAGAGUAAAGCAGAACUAGAGCGCAUCCAAAACGACCUUAACAACAUGCAGAGAGAGUCAAGUUCUCUGAAAGGGAAGUAUGAAGACGCUGUUCUAGAGAAGGAGCUGCAACUGGAGGAGGCGAAGCUCAUGGAGAGGAGGCUGAGCGCUGCUGACAAACUAGUGCUUGGCCUGACCUUUGAGAGUGAACGAUGGACAAAAGAUUUGGAACAUUUAAAACAGCAGCAUGCAUGUCUCCUGGGUGACUGUUUAAUCGCAGCUGCUUUUCUGAGUUACGCUGGGGCCUUCAGCUGGGACUUCAGGACCAACAUGGUGUACGACAAAUGGACUCAAGACGUAAAGCAGAAAGGAAUCCCUCUGAGCCAUCCAUUUAAAAUAGAGAACUUUCUGUCUGGUGAAGUAGAAAUCAGCAGAUGGGGCUCAGGGGGUUUGCCUCCAGAUGAACAGUCAGUGCAGAAUGGAAUCCUAACAACCAAAGGAAGUCGAUUUCCCUUGUGUAUUGAUCCCCAACAGCAGGCUCUCAAUUGGAUUAAAAAGAAGGAAAAAGACAAUAAUCUCAAGGUCUCGUCUUUACAUGACCCGGAUUAUCUGAAACAGCUGGAGCUUUCUAUCAAGUAUGGCUAUCCGUUCCUCCUUCAAGAUGUGGAUGAACUCAUUGAUCCAAUAAUUGAAAAUGUCCUGGAAAGAAAUGUUGUGGAAUCAGAUGGCAGAACCGUCAUUGUUCUUGGUGACAAGGACGUAAACUAUGAUCCAAACUUUAAGCUUUUCCUUCACACCACAUUGGCAAACCCUCAAUUUUCCCCAUCAGUGUUUGAAAAAGCCUUGGUUAUCAAUUAUUCCGUGACCCUUAGAGGCCUGGAGGACCAGCUCUUGAGUAUCACCACAGGCUUUUUGGAAAAUGUCCUGCAGCAACAACACCUUCAAUUAGUUCAGGAGAUGAGUGAAAACAAAGCCCUGCUGAAAACUCUGGGAGACUCCCUCCUCAUGGAGCUGCUAACAUCUACAGGCAACAUGCUGGACAACACAGAGCUGAUUCAAACACUGGAGAAAACAAAGACAAAAGCCAGCGAGGUAAUACAGAAGCUAAGCAUGGCUCAGAGUAAAACUGUGGAGUUUUUUAACCUCAGAGAAGGCUACCGUCCUGUUGCUAAGCGCGGUGCAGUUCUGUUCUUUGCACUGUCAGACAUGGCUUUGGUCAACAGGAUGUACCAGUUCUCACUCCCUUCAUACUUCAAGAUGUUCGAACUUUCGCUGGAAAAAUCUUUGUCUGAUUCAAACCUUCAGCAAAGACUCGAGAACAUUAUAGACACUCUGACAUCCGACGUUCAUAGCUAUGGAGUCACAGGACUGUUUGGAAAACACAAGUUGCUGUUUUCCUUUAACAUGACGGUAAGGAUUGAGCAGAUGGAAGGGCGAGUUACUCAGGAGGAACUGGACUUCCUGAUUAAAGGUAAUCCAUCUGGUGAUGAAAACAAAUUUCAAAAGCCUCAGGAGUGGAUUCCUGAUCGAGCCUGGCAGGACAUCACCAAACUGGCAGAACUUUUCCCAGAGCAGUUCGCCUCUCUGCCCAGUGACAUAGAACAAAACUCCACUCGCUGGAAGUCUUGGUGUGACUUGAGGGCUCCAGAACAAGCUCCCUUUCCCCUGAAACACGGUGACAGCCUGUCCGCCUUCCAGAAGCUGCUGCUGCUGCGAUGUUUACAUGCUGACCGACUCUACAGAGCUGUGGCCGACUAUGUUACUGUCAUCAUGGGCAACGCAUUUGUGCACCCCCCUUUGACCAACUUUACCACAAUCUAUGAGCGCAGCACGGCCCUCUCUCCCACUGUCUUUAUCGUGAAUUCUGGAUCUGACCCAACUAGUGACCUGAUCAAGUUUGCUGAGAAGUCAGGCAGCAAGUUUACACUAAUUGCAAUGGGACAAGGCCAGGAGCAGGUAGUGCUGAAGUUGUUGGAGAAGGCGGUUUCCAUUGGUAGUUGGUUGAUACUACAAAACUGCCACCUGCUUGUGGAGUGCCUGAAGGACUUGGAAAAAGUGUUGGAGAGAAUAACCAAUCCCAACAUCAACUUCCGUUUAUGGAUCACGACCAAUCCCAUCGACAAUUUUCCCAUCGGUAUAUUGCAAAAGUCUCAAAAGGUGGUAGCAGAACCUCCCGACGGGAUCAAGCUCAGCAUGAAAGCCACAUACUCCAAAAUCUCACAGCAGACCUUGUCUUCAUGCCAGCACCCUGCUUUCUGCAGCCUGAUCUAUGUGUUAGCCUUCUUUCAUGCUGUUGUGCAAGAAAGGAGCAAGUAUGGCAAGACAGGCUGGAGUGUGCCCUGCAGCUUUAAUGAAUCGGACUUCAGUGCUUCUUUGGAAGUACUGAACACCUACCUGACAGAAGGUCAUAGGCGAGGAGAUAGCUUCAUUCCCUGGGAAAGUCUUCAGUAUCUCAUUGGGGAGGUACUGUACGGUGGACGAGCGAUUGAUAGCUUUGACCGCAGGAUCUUGAAGGUCUACAUGGGCGAGUAUUUUGGAGACUUCCUCUUCUCCCCCUUUCAGCCCUUCCAUUUCAUAAAAAACAAAGAUGUGGGUUAUAAAAUACCUCCACCUGGGAAAAAGCAUGUGUAUACUGAUGAGAUCGAGAAAAUGCCCUCUCUAAGCACACCUGAGGUAACAGGGCUUCAUUCCAAUGUGGAGAUAGGAUACUACACUCAAGCUGUUAAAGAGAUGUGGACCCACUUAAGAGACCUUCAGCCUGAAACAGGUGAAUGUGGGAGGAGCAUUGGAGGAGACAAGCACAUUAGAGGCACAGCCCAAGACAUUCAGAAAGGGUUGCCUGAGUUAUUCGACAUAAAGGUUAUCCAUGAGGAGCUGGGCGCAGACCUCUCUCCAACCUCAGUGGUUCUUCUCCAAGAACUCCGUAGAUUUAACAGACUGGUUCUCUGCAUGCAGCAGUCAGUAGCUGAGCUGCUGAAGGCUUUGACUGGUGAGGUGGGCAUGAGUAAAGAGUUGGAGGACCUGGCUCACGCCCUUUGUAACAGUCUUGUUCCUGCCAUGUGGAAGAGGUUGGCACCACAAACUCUGAAGUCUCUUGAUGACUGGAUGAGCCAUUUAAGGAGGCGUUAUGAGCAGUACAGGAACUGGGUGCAUGAAGGGGAGCCAAAAGUUCUGUGGCUGUCAGGACUGCAUGUUCCAGAGUCUUACUUGGCAGCUGUGGUCCAAGCGGCAUGCCGGAAGAAAGGCUGGCCUCUUGAUCAAUCCACCUUUCGCACAGAAGUGACUCAGUAUCGCCACGAGGAUGAAGUCAGCGACAGACUCAAACUGGGCUGCUACAUAUCAGGCCUCUUCUUGGAGGGAGCAGACUGGGACACCGAGAACGGCUGCCUGGCAAGAAGCAAGCCAAAAGUCUCGGUUGUUGAGCUGCCGAUCCUCAAAGUCAUCCCUGUGCAGGAGAACAGCCUCCGGCUACGGAACACACUGAGAACUCCGGUGUACACCACUUCUUUGCGGAGAAACGCGUCCGGUGUUGGGCUGGUGUUUGAAGCAGACCUGUUUACCACCAUGCACACCUCCCACUGGGUUCUCUCAGGAGUAUGUUUGUACCUCAACACCGACUAAAUAGCUUCCCCACCACACAAUAGUCAUUUAUGGAUUGACAAUACUUGAUAUUUGAAAUUUAAAACACUUUUUUCAAUCUAGUUAAAAUUUAUUCUUAGAUUUAAUAUCACUGGUUUCUUAAAAUGUUCUUAUAGUUCUUUUUCGUCUUUUUCCUUGCAACCAUUUUUAAAGCUACUGGGACCUUAAAAGUCGAAAGUUAUCCUUUACUUGAUGUCAAAUAGCUACAUUAACCCAGAAAUUGUCCUUCAUUGACAGUUGUGUGACUUUUGUGCAAGGAUGCAUGAAUUUGUCAAGUGUUUAGAUGAGUUAAUCCACUAAGAAUACUACAACUUAAACAAAAUUAAAAUAUUUAUUAUUUUACAGAACUUAUACAAAUAUAGCUCAUUAAAUGUACACAGAAAGUUAAGCAUUGCAUUGACAUUGUUUUUUUUUGUUGUAGACAAUGUAAACACUAUUAAAAAACACAUAAAAAUAAAAACAUUUGACCUCA